GAAAAUGGUUCUUCUUCAGGAGGUGAAACUCCAACCAGGUGUUUGCCUGGUGGAAACGAACUGCAAGGUGUUUAGAGUCUAACUGGAAUGAUGUGACUCUGCCGGGGUAGUUGAUUGUCAUGUAGCUCUGUAGGAAUGAUACUUGCAUGUAUAUGCUGGCGAUUACGACCUCAUCAAGUCAUCGAUGGGACAUAUACUGACAUUGGCAUUCCUGUUGUCAAUAUGUUCACAAGACCUGAGCUUAUUGUUCUUGUGACAUUGCUAUUUUCAAACUUUUUGUACUCUCAGUUGUACUCUUAAUUUACCAGAGCAAGAUAUACCAAACUUUGCUUCAACACUGGUGUAUGAAUGUGUCUGAUAGAUCUAUGAAAUCAAAUGAAUACAGCAUGCAUACGAAACAUUGCACAUUGCAAACAUACAGCAGAUCAGACUCGCGUAUUGUGUAUGUGAUGCUGGAUCUUCCAAAACAUGGUCGUUACCACACUAAGUUACAACACAGUUAUACACCUUGCUAUAGGAUUUCCCUGCAAGCAUAAUUGGUUCCGAUCAAACCUUUCUAGGAAUGGGGCGUCCGACACUUCAGUUGUUUGGUUAUAGUGUUUGUUCUGCGCAUCAGGGACCUUUGUAGUUGGAUAGAUGAGGCUUCAUGACCAGUAGUAUGUUAAAUCAUAGUGGGCGCUUUAUAAGGUUUGUGGUUAAUCAUCACGUCAUUGGCCCAGGAGCUGGAGGGGAAUGUCUGGAGAACGGUUGCUUGUUAAAAGCUUUGAGGUGUCCCUGAGUAAUACACCUUUCCCAAACUGCUCCAGAGGACCUGGCUAUCGCCCUGUGUGUUUGACACCACUUGUUUUAGUCCUAGAGUUCACUCAACAUCAUAUUGCUAUGUAGUUGUUUGCUUGGUCUUCAUUAUAGUCAGUCAUAACUUUUUAUUAAUGACUAACACAGAGUAUUUUUUGAGUUUUUACGUAAAUUAAUGUCAUGUCAACAUCACCCCCCGGCUGGCCAACUUCUUAACUCUAUUGGUGCUGUUCAUCUUCCCUGUCCCCCAUCUCUCUUCUGCUCAGUGAGUAGGAUAAAGGUUUUAGGCGCUGCAACUUUCCCUAAUUUGCUCUUAAUUUCUUUAAUUUUUUCAAAUUUAUAUCAUCAGGUGUGUAUUGUUUUAUAUCAUAGUCAUCAUCAAAUAAAUUUGGCCAUUUAUUAAAUUGAUUGUCGGAUGGAUGGAAAUAAGUUUCGGGAAUUAUUUUUAAAGUUAUCAAUAAUAUAUAAUAUAAUGUUCUCCAUUAUGUAUUGGAAGUGUUCAACGGAUGAAUGAUGGAUGACUCGGUUACCGGCAUGUUGCUUUGACUUUACCAAUGAUGACGUUACACAAUUUUCACUGAGCUAUAGAGGAGAGCUCUGGAAGAGGAGAGGUGCAUUCCUGACCACAGGAGGGAGUUUCAUUGGUUGGCUUAAUGUUGACAUAAUCCAACAUCUGUCCUGGCCGGGGGCUGCGUUUCCUCUGGGCAUCACGUGGAUGCCCUCGUGGAGGACAGAGAGGGGAAUAGCAGGCAGCUGCUGGCUGCUGUUAUUUUGGGAUGAUAGGAGAUGUGGGAGGGGCAGGGGGGCGUUGGAACUAGGUUGUCAUAUAUUUAGCCCAUUGAUUUGCAUGCUCCUCUAACCCUGCUCUUGUCCAUAGCGUGUCCACUAUUUGUGUAUGUGUUUUAACUUGUCUACUAAGGAAUGUAUAACGAUGGUACUAAGAAUGAUAUUGUUUGCUGUUCUUAUGGUGUUAUUUUCAAGGAGAGGGGGAGGGGCUUUCCAGUGUCCACAUGGCCGCUAUCAGGAAGCUUAGCUUUCGGCUUAAAAGUAAUCCAGAGAAGCCAAAGUAAAGGCACUGACGGGCACUAUGGCAAUGUUUUAAUGGGUCUUUAAUUACUCCCUUCACUGGGCAGCGUAGGAAGUCAAAGGGACUGAUGUGUAAAGCAAUGGCUGAGGGGUUGGGUCACUGUGUCUUGCUUUGUUUGAAGUGUAACCACAACACCAUGGCAGGAAAGUCCCUAGUUGGCAUCAGUUUUUUUCCAACCAAUUACAUGAAUUGUGUAUCGGCUAUUGUUGAGGUGUAUUAUUAGCCCUGCCUGAUCCCAUGUGACUGGGUCCUACAUAAACAGUAAAGAUGUACAGCAUACCAUAUCGCCUUUGCAAACAGGCAUUUCUGUUUCAAUCAAACUUUUUGGUGACUUACUAACAUCAUUAAGAGUAACUUCAAGCUAGCCCACUUCUGGACCACCUAAAGACAUUACAGUAUCUCUCUGCCAUAAGGAGUUUUGAACUUUUACCUUUAGCUAGCAACACAUGCUCACUGGUCAAACGUUACCGUUAUGCUUCAUAUGCACAGCUUUGAGCUUAAACACACAUGGCUACAUUGAAUCUGUGGUUUUAUUGACACAGUAAUGUGAUGUUGAACAAUAAAGAGAACCACGAAUAGGAAAUAUAAUCACUGUAGCAAGACACAGCACACAUCGCUCACCGAACGACAACAGACUAAGAACCAUACACCACAAUACUCCAUUGUCCCGGGCUAUGCUUCACCUUUGUCCCCCUCCAUGCAGUGCAUGCUCCUUCCUUCUCUUUGAAUACAACAGGCGUAUCACCUAUCCUACCGUCCUCAACGGGCAGUGGUGACGCUGGCCCGAGCCCCGCCCUGAAGGGAGCAGGUGUACACUGUGUACGCUGCCUAUCGUGUUUUGACUCAUGCUUGUUUUCCGCUCACCUUGUUGCCAUAGAGGAUUCAUCGGACUGUGCCUUUGCCAAUACAAAUGGGAGGAAAGUGCCUGUGCCUUAGACUCCGCCCCCUAGGCACAGGUGUCUGUAUAGGUUGGCUCUGCUAACAACUGUUAAAGUUCCUCCCUGGGCUGUACCAUGUCGACUUCAUUCAGAGGGUGGUGUGAGGGGAAUGGACAUGGAGUUUUACACACUUUAAGUUAGAUCUAUAGAUAUUUCAUUCAAGGGUGUGAAUCUUUAAUACAUCUGUGAAUUUCUCCUUCAGAGUGGCCUUAUUUAAAACUAGUUAUUAAAUACUUCUCACAAGACUGGAGCCUCAUUAACAGUUUCCCCCUGUUACCCGCAUUAGAGUUCAUUAGACUGAUGUGUGGCCAAUCAGCAAAGAGAGUGGGAGGAGCAAAGUGAGUCUGUAGUCUGACCACCACCACAUAAGACGACAAACUCAACUUAGCAGAGCUGCUUGACCAUUUGGAUAUACUUGAAAGGAGUCACAGGGUGAGGCACAGUAUUUGUAAAGGUUGUAGAAUGACCUACAAGCCACCUCUUGAUGGCUCAAACAUACUUGAAACAGACAUACACCCUUGUAAACACACAAACAGCCACAAUGACUGGGACUGGAGUCCUUAUGUUGUACCGGCAUGCAGUAUGGAUUAGCUGUUUUGCCAAUUAGUUUGCAUGACAAUGCCCACUUCUCCUGGCACUGAAGACCGCCUGGAGUGCUCGUAUAAGGGGGAUGAGCUGGAAGAAGAGGAGGCAGAUGAAGGAGAAGAAGAAGGCGGAGAUGAGGAGUAUGUUUGUCUGCCCCAAAAUGGAAAGACAGAAGAGGAGGAGGAGGAAGAGGAACAAGUUUUGUGCGAAGUGUUGUGUGCUGAUAGAGUGGGCCAGAUGACCAAGACGUAUAGCGACAUAGACGCCGUCACUAGGCUACUGGAAGAGAAAGAACGAGACCUUGAGCUGGCCGCUCGCAUCGGCCAAUCGCUGCUGAAGAAGAACAAGACGCUGAGCGACCGGAACGGCGUGUUGGAGGAGCAGGUGGAGCACAUCCGAGAGGAGGUCUCCCAGCUGCGUCACGACCUCUCCAUGAAGGAUGAGCUGCUGCAGUUCUACACCAGCGUGGCCGAGGAGAGCGAGGGCGAGUCCACCACCUCCACACCGAUACGGCAGAGCGAUCCAAAUGUCACCGUUCCCACUUACUUACCUCUGGACUCCCUGCAGAAGAAACUCAAAGACCUGGAGGCAGAGAACAUAUCUCUGCGAUCCGAGGCCACUCAUCUGGAGACGGAGACCAUUUCCUACGAAGAGAAGGAACAGCAGCUGGUCAAUGACUGUGUUAAAGAACUACGAUGUGCCAACAUGCAGAUGUCAAGCCUGGCCGAGGAGCUGGGGAGGAAAUCGGACGACGCCUCCCGCCAGCAGGAGGAGAUCACACACCUCCUGUCCCAGAUCGUGGACCUCCAGAAGAAGGCCAAGUCGUAUGCUGUGGAGAACGAGGAGCUGACGCAGCACCUAGGAGCUGCCAAAGACGCCCAGAGGCAACUCACUGCUGAGCUGCGGGAGCUGGAGGAUAAGUACGCAGAGUGCAUGGAGAUGCUCCACGAGGCCCAGGAGGAGCUGAAGAACCUGAGGAACAAAACGCUGCCGCUCACCACGCCGCGACGCUUCCACUCCCUGGGCCUGUUUCCCAUGGACUCCUUGGCAGCGGAAAUAGAGGGAAAUAUGAGGAAGGAACUUCAAAUGGAUGAUCCAGAUGUUGAAGAACAAAAGCUGCACCCCAAGCGGGUGUUCCAGACGGUGAAGAACCUGAACCUGAUGCGGCAGCAGCGCUCGUCGCUGGCCCCCUCGCCGCUCAACAUCCCGGGCUCCAACCAGACGUCCUCUCUGACGUCGGGCCGCUCCAGCCGGGUGGGCACGCCGCACUCCUACUCCACGUACGGCGGCAGUGAGUCGGGCAGCGGGCCGUACUGCCCCGACAACAAGGCCGGCGGUAUCCUGGAGGCGCACGACGACGGGUCAGACGACUCCAACCGGCGUCCCGUCGGCACCCCGGGGACCCCGGGGGGGCGGGACCUGGAGGCGGCCCUCCGUCGCCUCUCGCUGCGCCGCGACAACUACGUCUCCGAGCGGCGCUUCUUCGAGGAGGAGCGGGAGCGCAAGCUGGCCUACCUGGCCAAGGAGGAGCAGGGGGAGGACGGGGAGGAGAAGGGCGGCAGCGGCGGAGACCCCGGGACCCCCACGGAGAGCCUGCUGUCGCUGUACACGCACCCGUCCCUGGGCAGCAUGUGGUCGGGCUACUCCUUCACCUCGAGGUCCUACCUGCCCGAGAAGCUGCAGAUCGUCAAGCCCCUCGAAGGCUCGGCCACCCUCCACGCGUGGCAGCUGCUGGCCCAGCCCCACCUGGGGGGCCUGCUGGACCACCGGCCGGGCGUGGUCACCAAGGGCUUCCGCACCCUGGACCAGGACCAGGACCCUUCGGAGGCCGGGGACUGGCAGCUGGACCAACCCGAGGAGGACGACGAUUCCCUCCGCUCGUUCCCGGGCCUCUCCAGUGAGGACGACCUCCCCGUCUCCCGCCUGCCCUGGGCGUCCACGCCCGACCUCCGCCACUCCACGAACAACGGCGGCGUCGGCGUCCACCGGAGCGGUCGCGACAACAACAACGACAACGAGGACAAUAGCCUGUUGGAGUCGCUGAGGGGCGCGCGACCGGGGGAGGCGUUCGGAGGGAAAGACGGACCCGCCCUCGACGGCCUGCCUUGCACUCCCUGCUCCAUCCGCUCCUCUCCUGUCUCCGUCGCCGUGACGACGCCGUGCGCCGACGAGAAGGCCGGCGGCGAGCCCUUAGACUUCCCGGCCCUACCAGCCGGAGCGCCGGACGGCUUGCCCGCCAUCUUCCCAGGGAAGUGCAUGUCCCAAACCAGCUCCACCUACACCUUCACCACCUGCAGGAUCCUCCACCCCUCAGACCAGCUCACCUCCGUCUCCUCCAGCCCCAGGUCGGCCUAUCAGAGCAGCCCUGGCGUGGGCGGGGCCGCGUCGCCCGUCCCUUCGCCGCUACCCCAGUUCUCCGACCCGGCCACGCCCUCCAACACCACGCCCUGCUGCACCCCCCGCCGCCUCUCCCUGUCCCAGGCCGAGUCCUCCACCAACCACCGGGACAACACCCGCACCACCAGCACCUCCCUGGGGCUGGUGCGCCUCCUGGUGGAGCACGGCAUCUCCGCCUCCGUCUACGACCCGCGCAGCUGGGACCGCGGGGGUCCUGCCGCCGGGGGGGCGCUGGAGGCGGAGCCUGAGGAGGCGGAGCCUGAGGAGGAAGGGGAGGAGCUCUGGGAGGACGAGGACAGGGGAGAGGUGGGGCGCCCCAGCUCCCUCCUCUUCCUCCCCUCCACGCCGCCCAACUCCCCGACCCGCCGCUGCCGCUCCAGGUCCAUGUCGUCUUCCCACCCCCGGGGGGCACCACCACCGGCACCGACGCCGCCGCCGCCCCCCGGGGCCGGCUUCCAGUUCAGCCCGACGGACGAGCCGCUGUUCUACGAGACGUUCCUGGCGUCGCGGCCGGCCCAGACCAUCCUGAAGGAGGUGCUGGCCGAGUUCGAGAGGGAGCCCGCCCUGCCCGGCUCGUACCAGAGCCGGCUGGAGGCCACCAACCUGCGGCUCGUCGACAAACUCAAGCGCUUCCGCACCCUGGGGCCUCCGCGGGGGGGGGCCAGCGCCGCCAUGGGCGGGGGCCUGGGGCCCGUGUUGAACGCGGGGCUCCGGAGGAACCGCAGCUACCCCGCCAUGGUGGGGGCCAGCAUGGCCAUGAAGGACCCCGGAGGGCCCCCCAGCAGCGCGGAGCUGUUCCUGGGCCACGCCCUGUCCACGCAGCACGCGGACGCGGCGCACGUAGCUCCCACGCGGCCUCCGGAGGAACGGACGCACGCGGCGGCGGCGGCCGUCGUACCAAAUAUAGUCUCCUACAGACAGCCCUGGCCGGACGACUGAGUGGAGGGCAUUCGAGAACCGUACGGAUUAAAACCACGCCAUGUUCCCCAUUUCAAGAUCAGCGAUUCGGAUUGCCCAGCACAACCGCUUGGAUGUCCUCACAGCCCCCAGCUAGACGUGCGUCACACACAAAGAGAGUUCUCCUCCAAUCAACACCGCUCCACCGCACAAUAAGCAGAGGAGUGCCCGCCCCCGAUUGAUCUGGGAUCGACAGCGUUACCUCUGCACCGACCGGAGCCCGAACAGGGCCGGCAUUGUGACCCACAAACCAAGUCCGACUGUGGAGCUGGCCCAGGGCCCAUCGAGCAGUCGUCACUUUAAAUUCUGCGGUUCAUGCUGUACCUCCAUGACAUAGGGGGAAGGAACAACGAAAUGCUGUCUUACCGGCACCUAUUUUUUAAAUCUGUAUUUUAAUUUAAAACCAUGGAUUAAAUAGGGCGUACACAUGACACUGUUAACCAUCCGCUGUUCUAGAUGGUCUGUAUAAAAGUGUGUGGAUAGAGAAAAAAAAGAGUAUAUUAUUUUUCGAAAAACAAAGUUGUGUUAUUGUGGUUUUAAUCCCGCAAUCCCGCAAUCCUGUCCUCUGGCCGAUGACUGAAUGUUGUGCAGUCCUGUGUCUGGACACGGCCAACCUACUGUAGCUUCCGGGGACACGGGCCGCGUGCUCCUCACAAAGCUCUAUUGAAUUCUCUAUUGAAUGCCUUAUCGGACGGUGGGAGCGAGCCAGAGUAUGUGGUGCCAACUAACCUUCCGAGAUCUCCUCUUGUAUCAUUUUACCUCCCGUCUGUGUGUGUGUUUUUUGUCAUUAUUUUUCAUGCAAACUCCCCGAGUUCUGAUUUGAGGGGGCUAUUUUGUAGUCGUUCGAAAAGGAAAAAAAAUCUGCAUUUGAAUUUGACAACAAGGCCGUUUUUAGGAAAUUAAAAAGUCAUCCCCCUGGUGCUUUUAAGUGAGCUUAGGUUUAGUCGUGGAAUGAGGCCCAGUCCGCCUGACACUCCGUUUUAGCACUUUAGCCGCGGACUACUGAAGGACCUGUCCCUCGUUCUCUCUGUCGCUGGAUGUCUCCUCGCCCCAUCCUGUCUUGCCCGCCUGAUGCUUUUUGUUGUUACUUUUUGUUCACUUCCGACCAAAUCGGGCCAUGGGUAAAAAGUACAACCUCAGAAUCCUGCUUUGCCUGUCCCUUUGUGUUGUCCUUUAAGAGACUUGACCAUUUUUGUGAGUUUCCUGCUCUUUAGACAUUUACAUUCUGUCAGUGUUAUGGUCAUAACUAACACUAAAUGCAUUUUUAUGCAAGCAAACAAUUUAUUUGGGAUAACACACCCACCCCCCCUAAAAAAAAACACAUACACAGAAAAAGAACCACAGAAAUGUGUGUGUUUUUUUUGUCAGUGUAACUAACUAUUCAAUCGACCAGUAGAGGGCAGCAAACUCACAAAUGGGGUCGAGUUACACUUCAAGAGAACAGAACACCGAUCAGAGAGAACGCAGAACUGAAUGAGGGUGGAUAGAAUUAGCGGUUGCACAGUAUCUCAGCUGAUCAGAUUGGUCAUUGAGGAGAGAGAGAGAGAGAGAGAGAGAGAGAGAGAGAGAGAGAGAGAGAGAGAGAGAGAGAGAGAGAGAGAGAGAGAGAGAGAGAGA
Messenger RNA from Gadus chalcogrammus (walleye pollock), 8376 nucleotides. It is a transcript of the gene trak1a, whose product is annotated as trafficking protein, kinesin binding 1a. Lineage: Eukaryota; Metazoa; Chordata; Actinopteri; Gadiformes; Gadidae. Gene Ontology annotation, molecular function: GABA receptor binding. The coding region runs from base 3433 to 6741 and encodes 1102 amino acids. Gene Ontology annotation, biological process: neurogenesis; endosome to lysosome transport; anterograde axonal transport of mitochondrion. The record is from RefSeq and is a predicted model, not a curated record. Gene Ontology annotation, cellular component: dendrite. The transcript has 15 exons.